AUGUUCGACAUAAUUCCUUUCCAUAUCCAAGAGCUGAUCAUCAAAAGGCUUCCUAUCGUAUCAUUGCUUCAGUUCAGAUCCGUCUCGAAAACACGGAAAUCUUUGAUCGACACCUCUAAUUUUAUCGCUGCUCACAGCGUUACUGAGUCGCAGCAUCUCCUUAUAAGGUAUGAAGAUAAGGAAUCUGACACUGUUGGAAAGUAUCUUUCUUUCCCAGAUGAUGACACUUUCCCUCACCAGAGAAACUCAAUCGCUGUUCCUAUGCCUAACAAGUUUAAUCUGGAUCCUGAAACUAAUCUUUGUUUUGGGGUUUCCCCUGUGACUACUGACCCUAAAAUAGUAGAGAUCACACAAUUUCACAAAACUAGCUACCAUUGUGAUGCUAAUGUUUACACUGUGAGCUCAGGCAAUUGGAGAAAUCUAUCUAACAAUCUUCCUGGUAAGCCAUUUCGUAUCUUUUGGCCUCAGGUUGUUGUUGAUAGGUUUAUUUAUUGGUGUGCUUUUGACCCUAUGAAUGUAGAUAGUGAGUUACGGAAUCAUAAUUUUAUAAUGUCAUUUGACAUAACUAAUGAGAGUUUUGGAGUGGUAGAACUCCCAGAUAGUUUAAGGCGCCACUCUCCAAAACAAUUGUGUAUUUCUAAGGUAAGGGAGUCUCUUGUCCUGCUUGAAUAUGAUAGCUAUCACAAACGUGCUUGUAGUGUAUGGAUGAUAGAGAAUGCUGUUGAGAAAUCAUUUACAAAGAGAUUUACUGUUGAGGCACCACAUUAUUGGUCAAUGUCAAUAACAACACUUGGAUUUAGGAAGAAUGGUAAACCUAUAGUGAAAGUGGAAAAUGCUCAUAUGUGUUAUGAACAGGGUGCACUUAUGGUGUAUGAGCCCAAUAUUGAAUGCUUCAAAUAUCAUGGGAUGUAUGGAAAACCUGGAACAUUCUUUGUGCAUUCCUACAUAGAAACACUAGUUUUGAUAGGUCAAUCUGAUCGCAAUAUUAAGGUUGAAGAUGAUGUCUAG
Lactuca saligna is the source of this 1008-nucleotide messenger RNA. The record is from the annotation of a GenBank genome assembly. Lineage: Eukaryota; Viridiplantae; Streptophyta; Magnoliopsida; Asterales; Asteraceae.